GUAGGAAGGUAAAUAAAAUCGCAUCCCAAUAUUGAUUGUAGAUAGUAUUUAUUGUAUUCUGAGUGUUGAGUGAUAUUCUGGCGACGAUGAAAACCUUGGUUUUACUUUCAGCAAUAUUUGCUUGUUCUUGGGCAACGAUAACUUCACCAAUUAUUAAUGAAAAUAUUAAGUUAAAUAGAAAUAUGGUGGAUAGUUUAUUAGUCAAAUAUGCAGAAAAGGCUAGUGAAGGCGAUACUGGAGUUAUAACAGCAGUAGUGAAUAAUUAUGCUGAUCGAUUAUUCCAACAUAUCCAAACUUUUGCUGUUUCCCAUAGUUUGGAUCCCGUAUACCUGGACGAUAUUAGCGAGAAUUUUCUAGGUUCUUCUCUCACUUUGAAAAAUGGAACUCUGAAUGGUAUCUCGACUAUCAGUAGAUACAAUGAUGUCAAAGUUACCUAUCAACAUAAUACAAGGAAGCUGGUGACGGAAUUCCCUUUAAUUUUUUCUAAACUGAACUUCGUUUAUCAGUAUCAUGUUCUCGUACUUUUUAUCGGACCGAAGGGCGAGAUGACCGGAAAUAUAGAUAACUUCAAGGCCAAUGUUCAACUUAGUUUCGAUUUCAACACUUACACUGCAAAAAUCGAAAAGUUAACAACAAUGGAUUCUGGGCACAUUUCCCUGACAUUCCAUGGACAAGGUCUGGUUGAUUUAGUAGUGAACAUCCUGUCCGAAUUCGUGACCACAAUUCUACAUCCUCUUCUCACUGCCAUAAUUGAAGGAAGAGUGAAGGAUGCUGCUAGCGCUACUGUUAACCAAGUCAACAAUUUCAUUGGAAAUUUGCUUCAUCCAAACUCGACUCAUAACAAUACUUAUAUUUACUAAGAGUUGUGUGAAAUUUUAGUUUCGAAGAAUAUAUUUAUACGUUCGUUUAUAACAAUAAUAAUCAACGUUUUCAUGAAUCAGCCUGUAUAAUUGAAAAUAUAUAAUAAAUUUAUAUUUUUUUA
Molecule: messenger RNA, 982 nt
Organism: Phaedon cochleariae (mustard beetle)
Lineage: Eukaryota; Metazoa; Arthropoda; Insecta; Coleoptera; Chrysomelidae
Source: the annotation of a GenBank genome assembly